[Torrubiella] hemipterigena is the source of this 2653-nucleotide messenger RNA. The record is from the annotation of a GenBank genome assembly. Lineage: Eukaryota; Fungi; Ascomycota; Sordariomycetes; Hypocreales; Clavicipitaceae.
CAUCUACAGAGCCUUACUUUGAACUGUCAAGCUGUUUUAGUUUUAUUCAUUACAAGAGUAUAAUAGCAGCAUUUCUCGGAACAAAAAUACCGAUCAGCUGAAAUAUCAUUCCCCUACACUGUGCAGAAACUCUUUCCUGACCAUCUAAGUUGCCGUGUUCAACAUGUCUUCGACCUCACCUACCUAUGGGGGAGACCAGUUCUCGCAACAGUCUGCUCACAAUGCUACCACCGAAUUCUUCAACAGAAAUGAUGGCCAUAGAACUGAUACUACAACGGCGUUGACAAAAGUCUUGCAGAACCAGUAUCCGCAGCUAUCGUUAUCUGUCGUCAAUACCUACACUGCCAACCUGACUGGCUUCGCUGCCGCUGGAAAGGCAUCAAUGAUUCAAAUUCAGGAUGAAGCCCCUGAUUUGCCAAAAUCCCUCCAAGAAAAGAUGUACCUUCCUUCACCGCGCAGACUGGACGGAGGAUCUGGCAUCCUAGCCGUCAGCUACCAGUUUGCAAAGUUUCGGUACACUUGGGAGAAGUACGAUUUCAUAGUGUACGUUGCCGACGUAUUCCAAGAGCCGUAUAAUGUAACGGCCAAGUUCUUUAUUCUGUCGGCUCGGGAAUCAGAUGCGAAUGCUCUCAUCCGAGCCGUGGGACAGUGGAACUCGCAACUACACGGCGAAAUCCUCAUUUUCGAAGGCGGCCGAUGGAUGACGAGCAAAGAGCUCUUCCAGAGCGUCAUGAAAGCUAGUUGGGACGCUGUGAUUUUAGACAAGGAAAUGAAGAAGGCGCUGAUAGAAGAUCAUCUUUCGUUUUUCCGAUCUGAAGCAACCUACAAGCGGCUAAAGGUCCCUUGGAAGCGAGGCAUCAUCUACCACGGGCCUCCUGGUAAUGGCAAGACUAUAUCUAUAAAGGCCAUGAUGCAUAUGCUUUAUGAAGAGAGUACAGAAAUCCCAACACUAUAUGUGAGAAGCUUGAGAUCGUUCUACGGGCCAGAAGACUCUGUCAAGCAGAUUUUCCAGCAGGCAAGAAGAUUUGCGCCUUGUUAUCUUGUGUUUGAAGAUCUUGAUACUAUCGUAUCCGACGAAGUUCGCAGCUACUUCUUGAACGAAGUUGACGGACUCAAGUCGAAUGACGGCAUCUUUAUGAUUGGCAGCACUAACCACCUUGAUCGCCUCGACCCCGGUAUCAGUCAACGUCCCUCUAGGUUUGACCGAAAGUACUUUUUCCCAGACCCCAACUACAAAGAACGAGUAGCCUAUUGCGAGUUCUGGCAGAAGAAGCUGGCGGGCAACAAAGACAUUGACUUCCCCGACAACCUCUGUGAAGCAAUCGCCAAUAUUACGGACCGCUUCAGCUUUGCGUACAUGCAAGAAGCUUUUGUAGCUGCUCUGCUUGCUAUUGCACGAGCCUCGACUGGCACUGAUGAGAUGACCCAGAAGAUGGGCGUUUUGACAGUCGAGCUGAAAGACGACUGGAUUGGGGUCAUUGGAAAAUCGGAAGACAACGAUAGUCUCGACGACAAUGUCCUUUGGGUUGAGAUUCAGAAGCAGAUUGAGAUUUUGCGCCAAGGUAUGGCUGUGGAUCCUGAGAAAUAGUGACAAUGCAUCGCACACUAUGUGGUAUUAUUUUGUGUCUAUUUAUGUAUUUACGUAGUAGUUGAAGUCAUAUUUCCAUGGAAAUCAGGGAAUUCUCUACAGCUCAUCCACGGAUUCGUCGUCCGCAUUCAUCCCGUAACCGAGUCAACUAAACUGAAGGUUGCCAUGCAGUCGAAUGUCACGGCUGCUGGCGCCAACGUAGAUCUUGUGCGCACCAGACUGAAUCGUCCACUUCUGAGAGACGACGUCCCAAAUGCUAAGAUCACGCUUGGUUAGCUCAAACGUAGCUUUGCCGGUCUGGCCGGGCUCCAAUCGCAGCUUCUCGAAUCCUCGCAGUUGCUUGGGAGGGCUGUUAGGAAUACCAAGAUAGAGCUGAGCAACUUCAGCACCAGAAACCUUGCCAUUGUUUGUAACCUCAACCUCCACAGUGGCAAUCUUCUCCCACACCUCAUCUCCAAUGUGUGAACAUGGCUGCAUUGGUCCGUGUGUGGAGACACUAAUAGAGUCAUAUGUAAAGGUAGUAUAACUCAGACCGUAUCCAAAUUCGUAGCGGGGGGUGAUGUUCUUGGCAUCAAAGGCACGGUAGUCCAGAUACACGCCCUCCUUGUAGUCGCACUGGGGGUUAGUGUCGCCAAGGUGCGCCAAUCCGCAGGGCUUGUACACGCUGUAGUCGGAUUCGUUCUUGGCAAUGGUGUAUGGAAGCUUGCCAGAGAAUGCGGCCUCGCCGUACAGAAGCUUCACCAGGGCAGUACCACUGUCUUGACCAGGCAAGUGAGCAAUGACAACUGCGGUGAUGUUGGGGUUCUCGAUCCACUGAUCCACAAGGCGGAUACCAGCUGCGUGAAUGACGAUGAUAGUGUUUGGGCAUUUGCGGGCGACAUUGAGCACCAAAGCAUCGCUUUCAUCAUCGUGAAGACCCUCUCUAUCCCAUCCUUCUGUAGCCAUGGCAUUGAUGAAGACGAGACAUGCGUUGGUGGCGCCGUUUACGUCGGGGUUCGAAGACUUGAGAUCCCAGUUGAUCCAUGUGUCGUCAAUAGCAGCUCUGUGCUGAAUGGCGCUCAGAGG